AGAGAGAGAGAGAGAGAGAGAGAGAGAGAGAGAGAGAGAGAGAGAGAGAAAUUACGACGAAGAAACAGAAAUAUUCUGUGCGACACGUUGAUCUGAAAAGUGUUGACGAAUAUUACUAUUUAAGUAAUAAUAGCGAAUUCAAGUGAAAUCUUAUACAUAAUACGUAUUGAAAUGUAAAUUGUGUUUGGUUGUAUUUUGUGUUAUUCGCCUCUGAUGCUAAAUAUAAUGGAAAUUCGAUUAAAACGAAUCGAUUAUUAUACAUUUAUUUCGGAACAAUACCUCCCAAACUAAUUUCUCGUCUCGACAAAAUCUCGAAAUUUCGAUACCGACGCGUUUCCACGCUCGUAUCGCGAGAUUUAAACUUUUCAACUUUCGAACUGUCGACAAAUUUUCAAGUUCCAAAUUAAAUUUCAUCAAACUCCUAUCCCGCGAAUCUUGUAUUCGUAUUAUUCGAAUUUAAAUAUUGCCGCCAGACACGCGUACGAAUACCGAUUGGCUAUUGGUGCGCUGUUGAUACUGUACGUGACGUAACCGAAGAAUGAUUUUGAAAAUACUAGCAUAACUUGAUGAUGUAGUAUGUACACAUGAUACACGGUGGUUUAUAUUUACAAUUUUUCACGUUGACGAAAAGUUUCGGUGCUGUUCCGAAAAAAUUGUUUAAAAUGGGACCUCUCGAAUGUGCUAAAAAGAUCGCGGCUUACAGAGCGGUCGAUGAAUAUGUCAAGAAUAAUAGCGUUAUCGGGAUUGGUAGUGGAUCCACUAUAAUAUACGCUGUCGAUAGAUUAGUGGAGCGUGUAAAAGAAGAAAGACUUAAUAUUGUUUGUAUUCCGACCUCCUUCCAAGCUCGUCAGCUGAUUUUAAAUAAUCACCUUACGUUGGGUGAUUUAGAAACUUAUCCCAAAUUGGAUUGCGCGAUCGAUGGAGCGGACGAAGUCGAUUCUGAGAUGAAUCUUAUUAAAGGCGGAGGAGGAUGUUUACUUCAAGAGAAAAUUGUCGCGUCGUGUGCUGAUCAAUUUGUUGUAAUAGCUGAUUAUACGAAAAAUUCUGGAAAACUUGGAGAGCAGUAUAAAAAGGGUAUUCCUAUCGAGGUAGUUCCUAUGGCGUAUGUAGCCAUCCAAAGAAAAAUCGAAGAUAAUUAUGGAGGAGACGUGAAAGUUCGGAUGGCUUUAGCCAAAGCUGGUCCAGUUGUGACGGAUAAUGGUAAUUUUAUUCUUGACUGGCAUUUUCCACAAGACCUGAGUAAUUGGAAUAGAAUCAAUACAGAAAUUUCAAUGAUGCCUGGAGUCGUUGAAACUGGACUUUUUAUUAAGAUGGCAAACAAAGCAUUUUUCGGUAUGCCUGAUGGCAGUGUGAAAGAACAGUCUUAGCGUUCCGUUAACACUCGUACGAGUGUUACGAAUUAGGAAUAUAAUUUACGACGCGAACGUUAUCGACUCGAAUCUAGUUCAACUAAACAUGACCAGAGGAUCGAAAUAAUCCCGAGUUACUUAUUCUACGAUAUUGAAAGUGAUAAAUAUGCAUUUUCCGGUUCAUUUUUUACUCGUCAUUAAUUGCUCAUGUUAUAUAUAUAUUUUACUUAUACAAGUGGAUUUUAAAGGAGACCAUGUUCUAUAGUUUUAAAUAUUUUCUAUAAUUGUUUUUAGGUAUUUAUUUACAUCGUAAUUUGCGGAAGAAAAAAAUACUUAACACAAUCGCUGUAUACAUUUUAUUGUUAGUAUCAAGUACUUUAUUCGUGCUAAAAGAUCUAUUAUAGUUUUAAGUGUUCGAUGGAAAGUGUUCAAGUGAUUGUAUACAUUAUUUGUAUAAGAAUAUACGAGGUUAAAAAUGAAAAAAUAAUGUUUAUUCAAACAUUUAAAAAUGUCUUUACUACAUUACUUAUUGCAAGUAUCUGUUAUUAUUUCGUUUCGUUAUUGUUAAUGUAUUUGACAUUUCUUUUAACAAUUUUUUACGAUGUAAAUGUUCAAUUGCGAUAUUAAUUCUUAUUGACGUGUAAAAAAAUAAUGUACGCCCGAACAGGGACUCGAACCCUGGACCCUCAGAUUAAAAGUCUGAUGCUCUACCGACUGAGCUAUCCGGGCGCUUGAAAAGUUCACUCUCUUAAUUUUAUGGUAUUAUUGAGUGGAUUUAAGAAAUUAUUUUUACUGCAAAUUCGUUGAAUAUGAUCAUUUAUUCUUGAAAACUUUAAAUAUAAAAAUUGUUGUUUCA
Molecule: messenger RNA, 2205 nt
Organism: Megachile rotundata (alfalfa leafcutting bee)
Lineage: Eukaryota; Metazoa; Arthropoda; Insecta; Hymenoptera; Megachilidae
Gene: Rpi
Product: Ribose-5-phosphate isomerase
Biological process (GO): D-ribose metabolic process; pentose-phosphate shunt, non-oxidative branch
Cellular component (GO): cytoplasm
Molecular function (GO): ribose-5-phosphate isomerase activity
Source: RefSeq, a predicted model, not a curated record